UCGACGUCUUGCGCUCUAGCGGGGGUGUUCUGUGGUCGCUAACGCCCUUCUUUGAGCGUACAAUCUCCACACCAGAGCAACCGACGCCCCCAGACUCCGACAUGGAACGGGACGACACGCCGAUGCUUCUUUUUAUCUGUCGUGCGAUCUGCACCGACGCAGCGACGGCCGACGAGGCGCUCGUUCCAUUCCAGCACAACCCGAGCUUUGGUACUUUCGGUCAUUUCUGGGCGCGCCACUGGCUGCGCUCGCAGCCUGUGUCGGCUGCCCUCAUUCGCGCCGUGUUUGAGGCCACGUCCACCCUUGUCGUCCGAGCGGCAACGUUGCCACCGCGAUCCGACCUCACGCCGUGGCUCCAGGUCGUGCUUCCAAGUCACCAAUGGUGCCGGGGCUCCUUCGACUUGCAAGCUCUUUACCUCGCUCAGCUCGACGCGUUUGUGGGCUUGAUGGCGAUCGAAGACAUCCCACCAAUGCGGUUUUGGUACGACACCUUGACGCGCUUCUCGACCAGCGCGUCAUUGCGAGAGCAAGUACUUCGCAUCGUGGAUCGCGUUCUGUACCGGUCACCGGCUCGCGCAGAGUCCGCACUGGACGCACUUCACGUGCACUUGGUUGAAGAUGAGCAGCACGACAACGUCGACGUGCUGACGUGGUGGGCCCAGCGCGUGCUGGCCUCGGAAAGUGUCUCUGGCGACGUCGACAGCAAAUGCGAUAUGUGGAUUGAGCACGUCGGUGCUGCGCACUCAAAGACGACCCGGGUCGCCGCAUUGCGGGUGCUCGUGGCGUACGCUCGAGACCACCGUUUGCGCAGGGCCUCGGUCUCCGCGCUCGCCGAUCGCUGCGUCUUGUUGGACGAGUCACUGCCAGUCGUGGCGGAGCUCGCGUUACUGCGAGACCCUGCGCUGUUGUUGGAGUGCGCAAUUCGAACGACUUCGCUGCGCUGCAAGCGACAGUGCAUUGGUCACCUCGUCGCCAGCCCCGACGCUCUCAUCGCUCGACUCUCGCGAUGGCAUUCGACGCCCAUCGCAAUGGUCCAACACGUCGCGCGCGUCGGCUUGUCCGUGCGGGACCGCGAUGCAGAGUGGCUUGCGGUACUCGACGGCACGACGCAGCUGCUAGGCCACUGCAUUGGGCAUGCGCUCUGUGCCCAGGUCGACGCAACUUCAUUUCUCGAUGCAGCAUUGGCUGCGUGUGCCCGGAUUGCUAUUGCUCGGUCCGUGGCCGCGCUCGUCCGCGAUAUGUGCCCGCCCAAGCACGCUGUGGCGUUUCUUGUCGCGGCCUCAACGCUCGACAAUACACCCGCGUGGGUCUUGUCGCUGCUGCCGCUUUGGCGCGCGCUCAUGACUCUGCCCAUCACGGACUGGAGCUUUCUCCGACGCACCACCGGCUGGAUACUUGCCCUCGAGGAGAUGGCCUACACUGCCGAUGGCUUCGUCUACUGUGAGACGCUUGCGCAGUACCCGCAGGCGGCUGAGAAGGUCCAGUGCCUCAUCUACACGCUACCGCCACACCUCGCUCAACAGAUCCCCGAGGUCAGCGACCUCUCGCUCUCGGUUCGGCAGCAGAUAGCUGAGAUCAUGCGUGGGCCGGCUUUCGAAGCUGCGAUCGCGCCGCUUUGCGACCCCAUUCCGUCAGGCAGUUCGGUCUUUGUCGCGAGCGUGCUUUUGCUGCGCGCCAGAGGCAACAUCUCGGGCAGGUUUAUGAUCUCGUCGUCGCAUUUCGUCUUUGCGCCCCAUGAGUCGAGCUUACGAAAGUUGGCCGGCGUCGACGAGUUCAAGUACGCGCUGGGACGCCGCUACCUCCUCCAAGCUGGCGUCGCCAUCGAGCUCUUUUGGUGGUCGUCGAGAGCACCGUGGCUGGUCGUCUUUGAGUCGGCACGCAUCUGUACGCUGUGCUACGAAGCGUCGCGUCCGUUAGCCUUGGCAAGUCUCGCGCAGCGGGCACCUCAUUUGGUACCGGCCGACUUGACUCGCCUGUCAACGCUGCUCGGAAAGCAAGUCUUGCCGUCCCCGAGGGCUUAUCUGGAGGCGAUGGAGGCCACGAGUCGAUGGCAGUCCCAGUGCAUCUCGAACCUGGAGUACCUCAUGCUCGUCAACACGGCGGCCGGACGCACGUACAAUGACUUGAACCAGUACUUUGUCGCGCCGUGGGUUUCAGAGCCAACAGUUGCCGGUGCGCGGCGUCCGCUGCACGUCCCGAUAGGCGCGUUGAACCCGAGUCGACUCGCGCAAUGUCAGGCACGAGCGUCAGCCCUGGCAUCCGAGCUCGACGACGCGCCGCCGCCGUUUCUCUAUGGGUCCCACUACUCGACGACAGGCUCGGUCCUCUAUUUUCUCGUGCGUCUGCGCCCGUUCACCCAGUACGCCAAGGAUCUUCAGGGAGGGAAACUGGACCAUGCAGACCGUCUUUUUCACUCCGUCACCGAAGCGUGGACCAACUGCCUGACGUCGUCCGACGUCAAGGAGCUCGUGCCAGAGCUUUUCUAUCAUCCCGGUGUCUACACAUCGCUGACACCCCUCGGUGUGCGCCAGAACGGCACUGUCGUUGGUGACGUUGUCCUACCGAACAACUCGACGCCGAUGGCGUUUCUUGCACAGCUACGACACGAGCUUGAAGCCGCUGACAUUGCACCGUGGAUCGACCUUAUCUUUGGCUACCAGAACUCAGGCCCGGCUGCAUGGGCUGCAAACAACGUCUUCUUCCAUCUUACCUACGCCGAGCACGCGCCGCCCGUGCCGCUGGACUUUGGCCGUUUGCUGAGCAAGACCUAG
This is a messenger RNA of Saprolegnia parasitica CBS 223.65, 2771 nucleotides long. RefSeq lists its product as hypothetical. NCBI's taxonomy places the organism in Eukaryota, Oomycota, Saprolegniomycetes, Saprolegniales, Saprolegniaceae. The record is from RefSeq and is a predicted model, not a curated record. The coding region runs from base 102 to 2771 and encodes 889 amino acids. The transcript has 9 exons.